UUUGCCGGAUGUCACGGAAAAGGUGGAAAACAUUGAUAUUUAAAAAUAGGGCGUAACUGGUACGUAAAGUAAUAUUUAUAUCUUGAGAACAGGGGGAUUUGCAGCUAAACAGGACGGACAGAAGUGACAUAUCAUAAUGUACAUAUAUAAUACCCCUUCGAAGAGGAGGGGUGAUGGAGUGAAACGAAUCUACUUUUCACAGCUUGUAAUAGGCGUAGCAAAAAAAUCGUCAUUAAGUUAUCAUGUUGAGUCCAAUCUGGUCGCUUUUGCUCCUCGGAACGGCGACUGUAGUUGCCACUGAAGUGAACUAUGCCACAUCGACACGAGAUAUUGCCUCCCUGUUGCAAAUCGAAGACGAGCUGGUCGGAUAUAUGCGUCAGUAUGUGCAGGAAUUGCAGCAUAAAAUCAAUAAAAUGAGGAAGGUGCAGGAAGAGUGGAAAACUAGAAGUGAGCAUGUGAAGACUGCUGCAGAAAGCUAUGUGGCAAAUCCCUUGGUAAGCUUUCCACUAAUGCUACGAAUGCAUGUGGAUGCGAAAAAGUGGCUGGAACUUGGUCGCGAGGAUAUACAGAAGGGCCCCCUUCAAGAGUUGGUUAACCGAGACCUGACCGGUAUUACGGACAUGGAUCUUCAGGAUGCCACUCGCGGACUGUUGCAUUUGCAGGACGUCUACAGCCUGGAAGAAAGAGAUGUGGCAAAGGGAAAACUAAAUGGAAUACAAUUCGACUCAAGGCUAAGUGCCGCAGAUUGUUUGGCAGUGGGAUCGCAUCUAGAUAGCCUGAACGACAGCAAACUGGCCUGCAAGUGGCUGAACGUAUCGCUAGAGCAGUACGAGGAGCACAUGGAUCCUGUAUACAAGAUAAUGGAAACGGGACGCUUUCAUAUUUGGGAGAAAAUGGGCAAGACUCUACUUGAGAUGCAUGACCUGAAUGGGAGCCAAUCAGCUUUUAAAAAAUUAUUGGAAUGGGCUUCUAAGGAGGACGACACUUGGCUGGUCAACCACUUGUUGGAUAACUUGCGCUACAUAGCCGUUAAUGUGGACAAUUGUAGGGGUAAAAACAUAGUUCCGGUAAAGUCCGUCCUGCGUUGUCGUUACUUGACAGAAGGAUCCCCAUUUCUUCGCCUUGCUCCUUUCAAAUUGGAGCAGCUCAGUCUUGAGCCUUUUGUUGGGCUCUACCAUGAUGUUAUCUCUUCAGCGGAGCGAGAGGAUUUAAUUAACCUGACGCAAUCGAGACUAGAGAAUCGCGGAACGCAUCUCAAUUUUGUGGAAGCCGCUGUGGAGAACAAUGCAUCCGGCUAUGUGGAGAGUCUACACCGAAGGAUCGAGGAUAUGACGGGACUUGAAUUGGGAGAGAGUGAACCGCUAAUGGUAUACAACUUCGGCACUCUAGGUCAGCAUUUCAUCCACUUGGAUUGCCAGACGCCCGAGAACUUUGUUGAACCGUUUCCAAAGGAAUAUCGUUCGGCUACGGUUUUGCUUUAUCUAACUGAAGUCCAGGUCGGCGGCUAUGCCUCAUUCCCUGCCCUUGGAUUUGGCUUUAAACCCACUCGUGGAUCCGCCUUGGUGUGGCACAACAUUGAUAGCUCUGGGAAUUGCGAUAGCCGAAGUCUGCAGGCCACCUGUCCGGUGAUUCUUGGAACGCAGUGGGGUAAAUCCGUUAAACCGCCCAUCGAUUUUCAUCCUCUCUUACCGCCCCACCAAACAGUGGCCACAAAGUGGAUCAGUGGGUCAGGCCAGUGGCGCAGGAAGCCGUGUCGGAAGUGAAGUAAAGGCUGUUUUCCAUUCGGUUCUUCUGUUUUUUUUUUUCCACAUUUGCGAUAAUUUAUUCAAUAAUUUUGUCGUUAUUUAUAUUAUGAUAAUAAAUUUUAUGCACUAU
Drosophila kikkawai is the source of this 1875-nucleotide messenger RNA. Its product is annotated as prolyl 4-hydroxylase subunit alpha-1. Gene Ontology annotation, biological process: peptidyl-proline hydroxylation to 4-hydroxy-L-proline. Lineage: Eukaryota; Metazoa; Arthropoda; Insecta; Diptera; Drosophilidae. Gene Ontology annotation, cellular component: endoplasmic reticulum. Gene Ontology annotation, molecular function: procollagen-proline 4-dioxygenase activity; L-ascorbic acid binding; iron ion binding. The record is from RefSeq and is a predicted model, not a curated record.